AUGAAGAAAAACCUUACUGUUACUAGAACCUUUCAUGUCAACAAGUUACCGGAGGUGGCAGUAUGUGGCGCGCCCCCAUCUACUGGGGAUGGCGCGUCCCCAUCUACUGGGGAUGGCGCGUCCCCAUCUACUGGGGAUGGCGCGUCCCCAUCUACUGGGGAUGGCGCGCCCCCAUCUACUGGGGAUGGCGCGUCCCCAUCUACUGGGGAUGGCGCGUCCCCAUCUACUGGGGAUGGCGCGCCCCCAUCUACUGGGGAUGGCGCGUCCCCAUCUACUGGGGAUGGUGCGCCCCCAUCUACUGGGGAUGGCGCGCACCCAUCUACUGGGGAUGGUGCGCCCCCAUCUACUGGGGAUGGUGCGCCCCCAUCUACUGGGGAUGGUGCGCCCCCAUCUACUGGGGAUGGCGCGCACCCAUCUACUGGGGAUGGCGCGCACCCAUCUACUGGGGAUGGUGCGCCCCCAUCUACUGGGGAUGGUGCGCCCCCAUCUACUGGGGAUGGUGCGCCCCCAUCUACUGGGGAUGGUGCGCCCCCAUCUACUGGGGAUGGUGCGCCCCCAUCUACUGGGGAUGGCGCGCACCCAUCUACUGGGGAUGGCGCGCACCCAUCUACUGGGGAUGGCGCGCACCCAUCUACUGGGCAUGGCGCGCCCCCAUCUACUGGGGAUGGCGCGCACCCAUCUACUGGGCAUGGCGCGCCCCCAUCUACUGGGGAUGGCGCGCACCCAUCUACUGGGGAUGGCGCGCACCCAUCUACUGGGGAUGGCGCGCACCCAUCUACUGGGGAUGGCGCGCCCCCAUCUACUGGGGAUGGCGCGCCCCCAUCUACUGGAGAUGGCGCGCCCCCAUCUACUGGGGAUGGCGCGCACCCAUCUACUGGAGAUGGCGCGCACCCAUCUACUGGGGAUGGCGCGCCCCCAUCUACUGGGGAUGGCGCGCCCCCAUCUACUGGGGAUGGCGCGCCCCCAUCUACUGGGGAUGGCGCGCCCCCAUCUACUGAGGAUGGUGCGCACCCAUCUACUGGGCAUGGCGCGCACCCAUCUACUGGGCAUGGGGCGCACAGAGGGGCGCAGCUGGACUACUGUAGCCAAGCAUGGAGACCUGGUCUUCACAAGGACAUAACUGCUUCGGAGAAAAUACAACACAGCGACAAAAAAUCCUGCUAG
Molecule: messenger RNA, 1164 nt
Organism: Procambarus clarkii (red swamp crayfish)
Lineage: Eukaryota; Metazoa; Arthropoda; Malacostraca; Decapoda; Cambaridae
Source: RefSeq, a predicted model, not a curated record